This is a messenger RNA of Salvelinus fontinalis (brook trout), 2512 nucleotides long. RefSeq names its product forkhead box I3a (gene foxi3a). NCBI's taxonomy places the organism in Eukaryota, Metazoa, Chordata, Actinopteri, Salmoniformes, Salmonidae. The coding region runs from base 156 to 1298 and encodes 380 amino acids. The transcript is spliced from 2 exons. Gene Ontology annotation, molecular function: DNA-binding transcription factor activity, RNA polymerase II-specific; RNA polymerase II cis-regulatory region sequence-specific DNA binding. Gene Ontology annotation, biological process: cell differentiation; anatomical structure morphogenesis; regulation of transcription by RNA polymerase II. The record is from RefSeq and is a predicted model, not a curated record.
ACUAAAUACAGAGCGAAAGGAAAAUACCUCUCAGCUGGAAACAGAGGAACAGAUAAUACUGAAGAAAAGCGAGAUCCAGAUUUUUUUUUUUACCAGAGACAUUUAUUAUACUGAAGAGACCAGCUGCCAAUCCAAGGAUCAGUCUGUGGGUGAGCAUGAUGUCGUUUGUGCCACAGGGCCUCUCCCCACCUCCUUGUGGAACCCAGUACCCUAGCCUCGAACAGGAGCCUCCAGAGUUCAGCCUGUACAGCGACAACUUCUACAGCCCUCCAACCCUGCCGAGCCCGCAGCAGGCCACCCCUACUUCCUACGACCUGGGAGACUACACCAGCCCUCCUUCCAACCCUUACUUGUGGUUCAACGGCCCAGAGCUCAACAGUGUUCCCUACCUAGGUGGGCCCACAGGGCCAGUCUGUGGGCCCUAUGUGCCCCAACUCUACAACAUGCAGAGGCCCUAUCUGGGUGCUGGCGCCCCGAGGGGUGGUGUAGGGGACCUGAGCUGGUUCUCCAUGCCCUCUCAGGAGGAGCUGAUGAAGCUAGCCAGGCCACCCUACUCCUACUCUGCCCUUAUUGCCAUGGCGAUCCACGGGGGCCAAGACAGACGGCUCACCCUGAGCCAGAUCUACCAAUAUGUAGCAGACAACUUCCCCUUCUACAACAAGAGCAAGGCCGGCUGGCAGAACUCUAUCCGCCACAACCUCUCCCUCAACGACUGCUUCAAGAAGGUGCCCCGAGAUGAGGAUGAUCCAGGCAAGGGUAACUACUGGACCCUAGACCCCAACUGUGAGAAGAUGUUUGACAACGGCAACUUCCGUCGCAAGAGGAAGAGGAAGUCGGACUCCCUGCCUGGUGAGGGGGGCUCCUCGGGUUCUGAGUCGUUAGAGUCCAGCCCCAAACACCACAACAACAUGAAUGACGUUUCCAGCUCCUCCGAGCGCGGCCCCUCCCCCAUCUCCUCAGCCCCCUCCCUUUGCCUGAACAGCUUCCUGUCUCAGAUGGCUGAAGUGGGGACGGUAUCAAACACAGUAGUGUCAGAUACCCUCCACAGACCUAGCCUGGCUACAGAGCUGUCCCAACGCGUCUCUCCGGCCCAGAGAUACGGCUCCUACUCGCCCAAUGCUGCGAUGCCUCAGUGGGAGGUCUGUAUGUCCCAUCCACAGCAGCCUACCAUUUCCUCCUCUCCUCCCCUCUACCCUGCGGGCUACAGUGACUCUGUCCUCACCCAGCUCAGCAGCCAACUAUACCCAGCCCUGGACUCUGCCUCAAUGCUUUACCCACGGGAAGGCACAGAGGUGUAAAGCACAACUGAUAGAUCUACUGGGUCGUUCCACCAAUUAGGUGCCUUCGAGUACUUUAAUUUGACGAUUUAAAAACAAAAAAUUCACCUACUUUUAACAUUCUUUCAUAAAGAGCACUGGUUCAACUUAAUAAAAAACACCAUUUCCCAUCUCAAGAAGUUAAAUAACUAAAAUACUAUAGUAAGUGCCUGUUAAGUGUCAAAUAAAGUAACAGUGUUGACCAUGUUAAAUCAGCCAUAAAUCCCCUUGUGACAGGGGGAGUGGAAGCAUGUUGUAUGCAACAGGGAAGGGCAAUCGAAAGCAAGCUUCACAAAAUUUGUAUUUAUUGUUAAAAAACAUUCUAGCCUGUAUCUCUGGGUAACAGGGUUGACGUGUUAUGCUCUACCCGCUCAGUUUUCCACCACAAAACAAAUUGUAGAGCCAGCUCACCUGCUUUUACUCUAGGAUUUGACUAUUAGAUGUUCAAUGUGUCUUUUGAAAAAAAUAUUUUAAAAGGAAUAGCUUCACCAUAUUAUUUUAAUUUUAUUUCAGUUCACAUAACAUGAUUGACCUUAAAAUAAGUCACUAAUAACAUUAAAUAAAUAAUCAUCUUUAGAAAUUACUUUGCUAAAGUAACAAAAUAACUAGGGCUUUACAAUGAUGGUGAAAAUUUGGAGAAAUGUUGGGGUUAAAGUGGGUUAAAAUCUUCCAGAGGAUGAACAGGGGGAUGUGUCGAAAUGCAGAAUUAUGGCACUUUAGCAAGUCCUUAUUCUUAUUAAAAAUCAGAUGUAUUAAAUUUUCCAUGUGGUCUAUAUUAAAGGGCACUUCAUUUAAUAUAACAGGCUUUUAAAUAUUUGUGCACAAUUUCUACUUAAAGUAUCAAAGAAAGGCACUCAUUUUGUGGAACAACCCGUACUGUGUAGUGUAGACCAUAGGACAGCUUGUCUUGGACAAACUCACUGGAAUGUCUUCCCCAGCAGAGAAUGAAAGUGCACUGAACUCAUACUAAACAGUGGGUGAUUUACAAUGUUUUUUUUUUCUCUUAAUUGAUUGUACAUAUGUAUAUUGUUUGCGGUUCCACAUAUUGUCUUCAUAAUAUCAACUUAACUAUCUGUCAAAUGUUUAUUGAGCGAUUCUUGACUUUAGUAAAAACUUGUGGGUUGUGUAUGAGCUGUACAUAAAUGUCCUGUCAUCAUGCUUUUUCAUAUUGGUAAAAUAAAGAACAGCAAAAACAA